UUAAGCCCCGGGUCUCCCGCGACCGGGGUUAUAUAAGCAUCGUGCCUGUCACCGCCGGGAGGCAUUAGCCAUCCAGUCCUCUCCCUUUCUUUCCCAGCCAUCAUACUCAAGCAGCCAGCUUAGAAGCAGCAGAUAGAGGUUAGAGAGAGGAUGGGCAACAUGGCAGCGUGCUUGGCCCAACAGAGAGCCACCACGGCUGUGCCGGCCGUGAGCCCCAAGCAGCAGGGGAGGCUCAUCUCCCUGAAGCUCCUCUUGAAGGCCAUCCGCAGGAUGAAGACGAGGAGGGGCGGCGGCGACAGCGGGAGGGCCAAGAUAGAUAGCAAAUCGCCGCCGUCGUCGUUGUCGUUGUCGUCAAUAACGGCAGCAGAAGAUGGAUCGAAAGGAGGAGGAGGAUGGGUGGAGGAGAAAAGCAGCAAGGUGGCGGUCUCCAACAACCCCAAGGGCGCCGUGCUGCGGUCGAGGCUCCACGGCCGGGGCGGCGGCCUCAGGAAGGGCGCCGUGCGGGUGAAGGUGGUGCUGACCAAGGAGGAGGCCGCGCGGCUUCUGUCGCUCACCGUCGGCGGCCACAAGACCGCCGCCGCGCAGAUCGUGGCCGAGAUCAAGAGGAUGGAGGCCCGCCGCGCCGCCAAUACCGCCGCCGCCGCCGCCGCGUGGCGCCCGGCGCUGGCCAGCAUCCCGGAGGAGGCGUCCUAGGAUGAUCAUAUCGGAGGCCUCAUCUCAUGAUGCCUAGGCAGUCGCGCGCGAGCAUGCAUACCGGAGGAGAGGACGAGGACUUUGGGUUGAGAGGCGAGGCGACGCCGGCGUACGCUCCCCCACCCAUGAGGCCAUGAACGCGCCAGGCCGGCCGGCCGGCGCCGAUAGAUCGAUCCUCGCCGCGCCGGUGUACAGUAGUACAGCUAGCUAGCUAGUAGCUUAUUAGCUUCCCUGCUUUUCCGAAGCUUGGUUCUCUUUUCUGUUGUGUUCUCGCUCGCUCGCCUGGCCUGUCAUUCGUCUCCAUCAACAGAGUGUUGUGCAGUCGCCAGCAACUGAAAGAAAUGGAAUGGAACUCCGGCUCUUUCUCAUGAAA
This is a messenger RNA of Panicum virgatum (switchgrass), 1066 nucleotides long. RefSeq lists its product as uncharacterized. The record is from RefSeq and is a predicted model, not a curated record. The transcript has a single exon. Lineage: Eukaryota; Viridiplantae; Streptophyta; Magnoliopsida; Poales; Poaceae. The coding region runs from base 151 to 693 and encodes 180 amino acids.